Molecule: messenger RNA, 791 nt
Organism: Magnolia sinica
Lineage: Eukaryota; Viridiplantae; Streptophyta; Magnoliopsida; Magnoliales; Magnoliaceae
Exons: 3
Coding region: 15-791 (258 amino acids)
Source: RefSeq, a predicted model, not a curated record
UUAAUGUGUAUAGGAUGAUGAGAACAUACAAAAAGUAUGUGACGAAUCAAACUUAUCCAGAGGGUUGUAUUGUUGAACGCUACAUACUGGAAGAGUCCAUGAUGUACUGCAUGGACUACAUGCCUGAUAAGAUGUUAGGAAGCCAUAAGAGAGUGAAAAAGAUAUUCUAUGAUGAGGGUGAUGAUAAUGCCGAUAAUUUCCAAAUCGAUAAAAAAGGAAAAAGUUAUCUUCUUACUAAUGUGCAAUAUCAACAAGCACGCAGAUGGGUAUUACAACAUCACGCUGAAAAUGCUCAAUGGCUGGGGAAGUACAAUGAAUACAUUCAUGGCCAAACACGUAAGGGACAAAACAGGAGGGGCAAUCCGUCGGUACAAAAAGAAGUAGACUACAAUGCUUGGUUAAGGGAACAAUUAGAGAAUGAAGAAAUGUCACAAUUUAAGAGAAUCGCUACUGGUCCUAGCUACAAUGCCACAUCAUACAGAAGGUUUAGAAGGAAUAUCAAGGAAGAGGAUGAGCCAUUUAUACAUGCAUCUCAGGCGGCUCAAGUCUUCUAUUGCAAGGAUCCGACAAGAGAUGACUGGCAUGUUGUAUUAGAUGUUCCGAAGCGACUAACAAAAGAUGCAUAUGCAUUUGAGGAUCCGCUAGUGUUUGAGGCCAGGUUGACUGCAGGUUCCUCGAGCCAUUCCUUAGUAGAUGAUCUGUAUGAACCAACUAGUGAAGAUAUACAAGAAGGGUCAUAUGUAGAAAUUGUGUCAAGUAACCCACGUAUUCAGAAGCGAAAAAGAAACUGA